Messenger RNA from Lichtheimia ornata, 1095 nucleotides. RefSeq lists its product as uncharacterized. NCBI's taxonomy places the organism in Eukaryota, Fungi, Mucoromycota, Mucoromycetes, Mucorales, Lichtheimiaceae. The transcript has a single exon. The record is from RefSeq and is a predicted model, not a curated record. The coding region runs from base 1 to 1095 and encodes 364 amino acids.
AUGGGACCUGAAUCGGAUCAAGAUCUACCGAGCGAGCUCUUGGACAAACUUCGAAAUCUCGAGCUUGAGCUUGAAGAUGGCGACAUUACGCAAAAGGGGUUUGAGAAAAAGAAAGCAACCUUGUUACAGCAAUACGCGCCUAGUGACGACCACCGACGGUCAACAGGAAGUACAAGUACCCAUGACGACCAACAGCAGCGACAAGCAGAGGAUGCUCAAGCGUUAGAAGAUCUUGGACCUGAACCAAGUGCAGCAGAUGUGGUUGAUUUUUUGGAUUAUUUGCCUUCGCCCACACAUUCACCUCCCAAACAUGAUAAUCAAGGAGCCGCUUUUAUGGAACAAAAUCAUCGUCAACUCCAACAAGCACCGGCUCACCAAGCAACUACACCUGUGCCAUCAUCACAGCCCAUUCCUCCUCAACAGCAGCAACAAUAUUAUCAGUAUCAACAACAAACACAAUGGCAACAAGGUCAACAACAUCCUCAAAUGGCACCACAGCCCAUGUAUACUCAAGGUGGAGGUCAACAGCAGCAGCAGUAUUAUGCUCAUCAUCCAGCUGGUAUGGCAACUUCUCCUCGUCCAACUCGUGCUUAUGAUCCAAGAAUGCCACCUCCAUCAUCACGACCACCACCACCACCACCACAAGUAACUUAUCAAGGUGUUCCACCACAAACAACGGCAGCUAUGCGGCAUCCCGGCAUGUAUUCGGUGCCUCAACAAAGACCUCAUCCGUCAUCUUAUAGACCUGCACCACCACCACAAUCAUCAGGAACACCUCCUCCUUUUGCUCAACAACAAAGACCCAUGUAUACAUCACGGCCUAUGCAUCCACCUCCACAACAAUCGCCAAGGCCUGUUUAUAGAACAGGUCAACCACCACCCAUAAGACAACAACAAGCACCACCACCACAAUUGUAUAGACCUCCUCCUGUUUCGCAGCCACAAAUGAUGGUACAAGGUCGUACAUCGUCUCUUGAUGCUCGUGCAAGUCCGCGACCUGCGUACAAUAACUAUGCUCGUCCACCACCCCAUCAUCAUCAACAUGUUCCUCCACCUCGCAAUAUACCACCACCACCAGAAGGAUGGAGGGGCUAA